AUGGCCCCCUCCAAUCAGGCUCAGAAGUCUGUUAGGUUUGAGGACGAUGUUGACGCCGAAAAGCCAGGGGAUCUGUUGGCCAGCAUCAAGAAGUACUACGCGUCAUCAAAGUUCUCCGACCUAACCGUCCACACCAUGGACCAAGAGCUCAAGGUUCAUUGGCUGGUCGUCUGCGGGCAGUCCGAAUAUUUCUCACGUCUCUACGAAGGUGAAGGGCUGGAAUCAGGUAUGAAUGAGAUUUGUCUCAAGGAGGACGAACCCCGCGCGAUAGAAGCAAUGUUCCACUUCAUGUACGGAUAUGAGUACGACAGCAGCGGCAGCGACCAAGGCCGUGAGUCACCUAUGCUAUUUGCUGUCAAGGUGUAUCAGGUCGCAGACAAAUAUCAGGUCCCCCAGCUGAAGGACCGCGCGAGAGAGAAGUUCAAGUCUAUCGUGGAGACGUGCUGGCAAACGGACGACUUUCCAGUUGCUAUUGAAGAGGCAUACAAGCGGUCCAUUAAGGAAGACAGGGGUCUCCGAGACAUUCUUGUGAAGACUGCCAAGGGGAACAUCAAGGAACUGGACGCUAGCGAGGAUUUUCGGCUUGCGCUAGAGGAAACUACAGGGUUUGCCGCAGAUCUUGUCCACGCCAUGGCCAGAGACGAGGUCAGAAAGCCAGCAACAAUGCUUCGGUGCAACACGUGCUAUGUCGAAUAUCACUGGAAGACUACUCCGUUGGGGAGGUGGGGAGUGAGAUUUGUUUGA
Messenger RNA from Aspergillus aculeatus ATCC 16872, 744 nucleotides. RefSeq names its product BTB/POZ domain-containing protein. The transcript has 4 exons. The coding region runs from base 1 to 744 and encodes 247 amino acids. Gene Ontology annotation, molecular function: protein binding. NCBI's taxonomy places the organism in Eukaryota, Fungi, Ascomycota, Eurotiomycetes, Eurotiales, Aspergillaceae. The record is from RefSeq and is a predicted model, not a curated record.